GCGCAACAGGUUCGCCGGCGGCCGCCUGACGACCGACGCGGCGGCGGCGGCGGCCGAGCAGGGUCUCCCGCACCCGUCCGCGCGCGCGCGCUGCGGGUGCCGAGGAGCGCGGGGUCGCGCCGUGACGUGCGGGAGGCGCGGCGCCAGAUGGCCAAGAGCUAGCAAGGAAAAUUCAAGACCAUGAUGGCUCAGUUUCCCACAGCAAUGAAUGGAGGGCCAAAUAUGUGGGCUAUCACCUCUGAAGAACGGACUAAGCAUGACAAGCAGUUUGACAACCUCAAACCUUCAGGAGGUUACAUAACAGGUGAUCAAGCCCGUACUUUUUUCUUACAGUCAGGUCUGCCAGCUCCUGUUUUAGCUGAAAUAUGGGCUUUAUCAGAUCUGAACAAGGAUGGGAAGAUGGAUCAGCAGGAGUUCUCCAUAGCCAUGAAACUCAUCAAACUGAAGCUUCAAGGCCAACAGUUGCCCGUGGUUCUCCCUCCUAUUAUGAAACAACCUCCAAUGUUCUCUCCUUUAAUUUCUGCUCGUUUUGGGAUGGGAAGCAUGCCCAAUCUGUCCAUUCCUCAGUCAUUGCCUCCAGUUGCACCCAUGGCUACCUUGUCCUCUGCGACUCCAGGGACCAGCCUUCCUCCUCUAAUAAUGCCUGCUCCCCUAGUGCCUUCCGUUAGCACAUCGUCAUUACCAAAUGGAACCCCUAGCCUCAUUCAGCCUUUAUCCAUUCCUUAUUCAUCCUCAACAUUGCCUCAUACAUCAUCUUACAGUCUGAUGAUGGGAGGAUUUGGUGGUGCUACCAUACAGAAGGCCCAGUCUCUGAUUGACUUAGGAUCCAGCAGCUCAACCUCCUCAACCGCAUCACUCUCAGGGAACUCGCCCAAGACUGGGACCUCAGAGUGGGCAGUUCCUCAGCCUUCAAGAUUAAAAUAUCGGCAGAAAUUUAAUAGUCUUGAUAAAAGCAUGAGUGGAUACCUCUCAGGUUUUCAAGCUAGAAAUGCUCUUCUUCAGUCAAAUCUUUCUCAAACUCAGCUAGCUACUAUUUGGACCCUGGCUGACAUUGAUGGUGAUGGACAGCUAAAAGCUGAAGAGUUCAUCCUUGCGAUGCACCUCACUGACAUGGCCAAAGCUGGGCAGCCGCUGCCGCUGACUUUACCUCCAGAGCUUGUCCCUCCUUCUUUCCGAGGAGGAAAGCAAAUUGAUUCCAUUAAUGGAACUCUGCCUUCAUAUCAGAAAGUGCAAGAGGAGGAACCUCAGAAGAAAUUACCAGUUACUUUUGAGGACAAGAGGAAAGCCAACUAUGAGCGUGGGAACAUGGAACUGGAGAAGCGACGCCAGGCCCUGCUGGAGCAGCAACAAAGGGAGGCAGAACGGAAAGCCCAGAAAGAAAAGGAAGAGUGGGAGCGGAAACAGAGAGAGUUACAGGAACAGGAAUGGAAGAAGCAACUCGAAUUAGAAAAACGGCUGGAGAAACAGAGGGAACUGGAGAGACAGCGGGAAGAAGAAAGGAGAAAAGAGAUAGAGAGACGAGAGGCAGCAAAACAGGAGCUUGAACGACAACGCCGUUUAGAAUGGGAGCGAAUUCGUCGACAGGAGCUUCUCAAUCAAAAGAACAGAGAACAGGAAGAAAUCGUCAGGCUCAGCUCUAAAAAGAAGAGUCUUCAUCUCGAGUUGGAAGCACUGAAUGGCAAACAUCAGCAGAUCUCAGGUAGACUUCAAGACGUCCGGCUCAGAAAGCAAACUCAAAAGACUGAGCUGGAAGUUCUGGAUAAACAGUGUGACCUGGAAAUUAUGGAAAUCAAGCAGCUGCAACAAGAACUUCAGGAAUAUCAAAAUAAGCUUAUUUAUCUGGUACCUGAGAAGCAGUUAUUAAAUGAAAGAAUUAAAAAUAUGCAGCUCAGUAAUACACCUGAUUCAGGGAUCAGUUUACUUCAUAAAAAAUCAUUAGAAAAGGAAGAAUUAUGCCAAAGACUUAAAGAACAAUUGGAUGCCCUUGAAAAAGAAACUGCUUCUAAACUGUCAGAGAUGGAUUCAUUUAACAAUCAACUAAAGUGUGGGAGUAUGGAUGACUCUGUUCUUCAGUGCCUUUUGUCUCUGCUAAGCUGUCUCAACAACCUCUUCCUCUUACUUAAGGAACUGAGAGAAAGCUAUCAUACACAGCAGUUAGCCCUUGAACAGCUUCAUAAGAUCAAACAUGACAAGCUGAAGGAAAUUGAAAGAAAAAGAUCAGAGCUAAUACAGAAAAAGAAACUAGAAGAUGAGGCUGCAAGGAAAGCAAAGCAAGGAAAAGAAAACUUAUGGAGAGAAAGUCUUAGAAGGGAGGAAGAAGAAAAACAAAAGCGACUCCAGGAAGAAAAAAAACAAGAAAAAAUUCAAGAAGAGGAACGGAAAGCUGAGGGGAAACCAGGUGAGACAGCUAAUGCUUUGGUGAAUUAUAGAGCAUUAUACCCCUUUGAAGCAAGGAACCAUGAUGAGAUGAGUUUCAAUUCUGGGGAUAUAAUUCAGGUUGAUGAAAAAACCAUAGGAGAACCUGGUUGGCUUUAUGGUAGUUUUCAAGGAAAUUUCGGUUGGUUUCCAUGCAAUUACGUAGAAAAAAUGCCAUCAAGUGAAAAAGCCGUAUCUCCUAAGAAGGCCUUACUUCCUCCUACAGUAUCCUUAUCUGCUACCUCAACAUCUUCUGAACCACUUUCUUCAAAUCAACCAGCAUCAGUGACUGAUUAUCAAAAUGUAUCUUUUUCAAACCUAACUGUUAAUACAUCAUGGCAAAAAAAAUCCGCUUUUACUCGCACUGUGUCCCCUGGAUCUGUGUCACCUAUUCAUGGACAGGGACAGGUUGUAGAAAACUUAAAAGCACAGGCCCUUUGUUCCUGGACUGCAAAGAAAGACAACCACUUGAACUUCUCAAAACAUGAUAUUAUUACUGUCUUGGAGCAGCAAGAAAAUUGGUGGUUUGGGGAGGUACACGGAGGUAGAGGAUGGUUUCCAAAAUCUUACGUCAAAAUCAUUCCUGGGAGUGAAGUGAAGCACGAAGAACCAGAAGCUCUGUAUGCAGCUGUAAACAAGAAGCCUACCUCCACAGCCUAUCCAGUUGGAGAAGAAUACAUUGCACUUUACCCAUAUUCAAGUGUAGAACCAGGAGAUUUGACUUUCACUGAAGGUGAAGAAAUACUGGUCACCCAGAAAGAUGGAGAGUGGUGGACAGGAAGUAUUGGAGAUAGAACUGGAAUUUUUCCAUCAAACUAUGUCAAACCAAAAGAUCAAGAGAGUUUUGGGAGUGGUAGCAAAUCUGGAACAUCAAACAAAAAACCCGAGAUUGCUCAAGUAACUUCAGCAUAUAUUGCUUCUGGUUCUGAACAACUUAGCCUUGCACCAGGGCAGUUAAUAUUAAUUCUGAAGAAAAAUACAAGUGGGUGGUGGCAAGGGGAGUUACAGGCCAGAGGGAAAAAGCGACAGAAGGGAUGGUUUCCCGCCAGCCAUGUUAAACUUCUGGGUCCAAGUAGUGAGAGAACCACACCUGCCUUUCAUGCUGUAUGUCAAGUGAUUGCCAUGUAUGACUAUGUCGCAAAUAAUGAGGAUGAGCUCAAUUUCUCCAAGGGACAACUUAUUAAUGUGAUGAACAAAGAUGAUCCUGACUGGUGGCAAGGAGAAAUAAAUGGGGUGACGGGUCUCUUUCCUUCCAACUACGUCAAGAUGACAACAGACUCAGAUCCAAGUCAACAGUGACCCAAUGUUGUCUUCCAGUUGUGAAAGCACCCCAGAGACCCACUAUCCAAGUUUGACUCUAGCGUGGAGGCAGGGCAGGCAGCCCUGAUCAAAUAUCUCCUACACAAUUCAGUUACUGCGUUUGAAUGUUAGAGCCACUUGUGAUUAUUUCUUUGUGUUUCUAAUUUAGCUAAAAUUUAUUUGUAACAAAUUAAAGGAUAGUGGGUCUUUGUGUGGCUUUCCCUGCUGUUCACUCUGGCAUCUUUAGCAUUUUUCUUCUUUUUUAAUUUGGUAACUGUAGGUCAUUAGCAUGCAUAUGGAGUUUGCCCUUAACAUGGUGGGAGUUCAAACACACAAAGACCCACUAUUUGCACAAACUGUUCUCGCUGGUUUGGAAUGGGCUGCCUUGCUUUUCUAAUGUUAUUGCCACAUGUAUAUUCAUUACAGAAUUCAGAUAAAGUUUGCUUAUGUUCAGCUGUUAUGUUUGAUCUAAUCCUGAUCACAGUGAGCUCUUGGCUUAAUGUGUGAUUUGCCCUCAAUACGCAAUGCUUACCUUAUUACUUUCUAAUAUGCCGCUGUAGGUACCAGUAUUUUAGAUUUGUAUGAAGGCCAAGAACUGGAAAUAACCCUUCCUCUAUUUUCUGUUUUGGGGGUGGGAGCAGUGCCCCUGGGGGGAGUGUUUCUUACCUCGAAGAGGAGGGAUGUACCCUGCUCUGACAACUGUGUGCAGAAGAUGGCAGUGGUCUGUCUUAGGUGCGCCCAUCGAGCACUGUGCUUGGAUAGCCCCCUUGGGAUUGUUAGGCGCUCGGGACAAAUGCAGAUACCGCACCAGGUGCUGCAGGGUCAGUUGCUCCUUUUUUAUGGAUGACCUAUAAGUGGGUUGUUUUUCAGGAAUGAAAGGCUCCCAACAUUGACUGUGACAUAUGAAACCUUCCCCAGCUUAGAGUAUUUAUUAAACAUUUUAAAGUCAGAAUUCAUACUACCUAUUUUAAUCAGACUCGCUAGUUGCAUGUCCCAGUACACCAAAAGACACUGGUCCAGUCUUAACGUAUUUAGUGAACAUUCUAAGAAGUCCUCAAGGAAUGUAGGUGCCCGAAGCAGACACACAGGCUGCAGUCAGGAAUGGCUGAGUAACGGGAGAUGUGUGUCUGUGACGCGCCUGGGAGGCUCGCAACUUGGUUUACCGUCCAGACUUCCCUGGCUGACGCCUGCUCUUCAGCCACAUUGGCUGCUUUGGCAUACGGUUUUACUUCUUUUCCUCGAAUGGAAAACACUUUAGGAAUAGCAGAUAUACACAGAUACAUGUGAGAGUACUUAGUUCAAACAAAAAGGGAUUUUAGUAGACAGUAUUAAACUGUAUUUAAAAAUCAGUGAGAAGUUUGUGCAAUUUAAAAUGUUUACAAACUGCAGUGCAAUCUACUGUUUGUGAAUGUCAGAGUAUUAUCAGGAAAAGUGUACAUGCAAUCAGUCUUUAUUUCCUCACAGUUUCCCUAAGAGUGAAAGGUGUUUUUAUAUCUUAGUUAGAGGUGUAUUUUGUGCAGUAUUUAUGUCCAUGUGCCUAUACCCAUAAAUUUUUCAGUCGUACAUUGCUUAGAUCAUAUCUUUACAACACCUGAGAAAGAAUCAACCACUUAGCUAAACUUCACAAAGUUCAAACAUCUAUUCUCCAAAGUACUUGACGUUGUUGGGAAUAGGGAGAUGGUAUUGUGCUCCCAGGGGUGAGAAGUCCAGCGAUAUAGGACACCUCAGUUGUCAGCACUGGGCGUCAUCGUGAUCCUCUUACAAAUGUGACAUCCAUAGGAAGGCAGGGACACCAUAUAAUAGGAUGAAUAACAGAUUUGCUCACUAAAAGAAUCUGCAAAGAUUGGGUCCUUGUGAAUUUAACUGACUUUUCCAAAUCAUAGGAAUUAUUUGAUCUUUUAUUUUCUGAACUUUCCUUUUUUUUCACCAAAGCUUCAGUUGAGUUCAGAUUAAGGACAGUUACAUUAAUUCCAUUUUAUACCCCGAGAUUAGAUAUCUGACCACUGUUAAUUCAUUGCAUUAUUAACAUAACAUUUCUUUUAUAAUUUUGAAUUUGGGCUUAUUUAAUACCAUGACAAAUUAUUCCAAAGAUAUUUUUAUAGCUCAAAUCACCUCACUUUUAUAGUGACAAAUAUAGUUUGUUAGAAUGGCAGGUAGACUUUAGCAUCUGUAAUCCAUCUGAAAAUAGUGCAGCAGGUAGCCACAGAUUAAAUCACAGAUUGACAUGUGUACACUGAAUGUCAGUCUGGAAAGUAAAUUUGUUCUAUCAGAUGCAAUAACCACUCUUUGUGCAAGUGUUCUGUCAUAUAUUUCAGAGAAAGUGAGAAAGAAAUUGUAUGACAUAAAAUAACCUGAAAUUCUCCUUCAGAGUGCAUACAGUCCUUUGCAGUUCCUCAUUCAGCCACAUAUCCAUUCUCUUCCUCAUUCAGGAAAAGGUACCUUUCAGUUUGCUUCAAAGGUAACAUUAGAAAGAAAGAGUUUAUCAGAAACUUACAAUUUUUAAAUGGAAGUACAGCUGAAUAAAUUUGAAUUCUGUAGUAGUUAAUGAAUCCAAACCCCUGUUUAAAGAUUGCAGUAUGUGAUCAUUAUUUUAAAGUAUGUGAUUAAGCGUGAUGGUUUUCCAGCAAUGAGAAAAGCAGUUCUAAAACCAAAGCUAAUGUUUAGAACAUUUGAAAAUUUGAAUCAACCCCAUUCAUUGUAUUAUUUCUCUAAAAUCUUAUCAUAAAGAGCUGUUUUAAAGUAACAAACUAUUUUUAAAAUGUGUCUACUAUUUUAAUGUAUAAAAAUACAAUAUGAAUGCUGGUAGGUUAAAAAAAAGAAACUGGGGAAAGGAAAAGUAGAGGAACACAUGCCAAUUCCAGUCCAAAACUUUGUUUGCCAAGUUUUCUUAGAAUGAAUUUUAGCAGGUUAUGAAUUCUUGUAAAUAGAAACCAUAAUGGGAAAGAGAGACUUUGCCUAGAGUGGCAUUAUUGGAUGCUGCUGUGAUGCUACUGUCAUGUAAUAAAUUAUUAAAUUGUUGCAAAGUGCUGUUUUUGCCUUAAAUUUUUAUUUGUGUGUCUUGAAAACUAUAGUGUUAAAAAGGUAUUGAGAUUGUGCAAAUGCUGGGCACGCUUGGCAUGAGAUAAUCUUUUAUUUUUACAAAAUUGUAAUAUAACUAUGCAAAUGUGUUUAUUAAAAGGACACAAGCUA
Molecule: messenger RNA, 6903 nt
Organism: Oryctolagus cuniculus (rabbit)
Lineage: Eukaryota; Metazoa; Chordata; Mammalia; Lagomorpha; Leporidae
Source: RefSeq, a predicted model, not a curated record